This is a messenger RNA of Megalops cyprinoides (Indo-Pacific tarpon), 5147 nucleotides long. RefSeq names its product zinc finger and BTB domain containing 42 (gene zbtb42). Lineage: Eukaryota; Metazoa; Chordata; Actinopteri; Elopiformes; Megalopidae. Gene Ontology annotation, biological process: regulation of transcription by RNA polymerase II. The transcript is spliced from 2 exons. The record is from RefSeq and is a predicted model, not a curated record. Gene Ontology annotation, cellular component: nucleus. The coding region runs from base 152 to 1741 and encodes 529 amino acids. Gene Ontology annotation, molecular function: protein binding; RNA polymerase II cis-regulatory region sequence-specific DNA binding; DNA-binding transcription factor activity, RNA polymerase II-specific.
GGCGCUGCUAGGCUGCCAGGGACGAACUGACACAAGAAAAGACAGGAGACGCAAACAUCUGGCCGUACAUCAUGAAAGGAAGAAAACACGUUUAAAGAAAUACAGUGGCUCUUAAGACUCGUCGGCUCGGCGCACAUGUUAUGAAGGAAGAAUGGAGUUCCCAGACCAUAGCCGCCAGUUGCUGCAGUGUCUGAGUCAGCAGCGUCACCAAGGUUUCCUCUGCGACUGCACUGUUCUCGUCGGCGAGGCGCGAUUCAAAGCGCACAGAGCCGUGCUGGCCUCUUGCAGCAUGUACUUCCAUCUCUUCUACAGGGACCAGCUAGACAAAAGGGACGUUGUGCAUCUCAACAGUGACAUUGUGACAGCCCCGGCUUUCAGCCUGCUCCUUGAAUUUAUGUAUGAGGGGAAGCUGGAAUUCAGCACCCUGCCAGUGGAGGAUGUCCUGGCCGCUGCCAGCUACCUUCACAUGUACGACAUUGUGAAAGUGUGCAAAGGAAAGCUGAAAGAUAAGGAGCUGUGCUCACUGGAUGAGAAGAUUAGUGAGGGGCUAGCGCUGGGCUGUUUGGACAGGGAGAGCUCCUCAGAUGGCGAGCAGCACAGCAAGCAGCCGCCGCGGCGCCGGCCGCAGCAGCAGAGGCCCCCCCUAGCAGAUGAAUUUGACACAGACAACAGCGAAGUCAGGCUGGCUGUCACGGAUUGUGAUAGGUCUGCACAGAGCAGGCAGAAGGCAAACGGUCACCCUGGCAGGUCCCCGGACCUUGUAGGUGUCAAUUAUGUGUCAGCAGAGGCCGAGUCCUGCAUCCGAACAGCUGGAAAAACAAAAGCUGAUGUCAGUAGUUCCAUGGCAUCGCUGUCCCAGAGGUCCCGGGCUUCGGAUGACACGGACUGCGCUCUGGAUUUGUCUUUCAAGCCUCUGUCUAGCAGAGAUUCCUUACACCCCUCCUACGUCUCGGGACAGCUGGCCCUCGACAGCCAGCAGCAGGGCACCGAGCCACUUGUUAAAGACGAACACGACUUGCUGUCAGAGCAGGAGGACAGUGAGCCGAUGAGCCCGGAGAGCCAGCGCUUUGGGAAUAGCGCCAGGAGCUCAGUGGUGACAGGGUUCGCUGCCCUCUUCCCAGGCAACAACGGCUCCACCGCGGCCCUGCUCUCCCAAGAGGAGGACCUGAUGGAGCAGGAGGGGGAGGGGGGCGUGGGCGGGGGAGGGGACGGCACGGGGGCCCACGUGGCCGAGGAGGAGGACGCAGGGGGGCUGCUGGGCGACAGCGAGGAGGAAGAGGAGGACGACCUGGCCUCCUCGGACAUCUCCACCUCCAGCGGGGUGCUCCUGCCCCCCGGGCAGCAGGUCUGCGUGUGCCCGCUCUGCAGCAAGGUGUUCCCCAGCCCCCACGUGCUCCAGCUGCACCUCAGCUCGCACUUCCGCGAGAAGGACGGGGCGCGCGCCAAGCUGUCGCCCGACGGCUCGGUGCCCACCUGCUCGCAGUGCGGCAAGACCUUCUCCUGCAUGUACACGCUGAAGCGGCACGAGCGCACGCACUCCGGCGAGAAGCCCUACACCUGCGGCCAGUGCGGCAAGAGCUUCCAGUACUCGCACAACCUGAGCCGGCACGCCGUGGUGCACACCCGCGAGAAGCCGCACGCCUGCAAGUGGUGCGAGCGCCGCUUCACUCAGUCGGGGGACCUCUACCGCCACAUCCGCAAGUUCCACUGCGGCCUCGUUAAGACUCUCGCCAUUGGAUAAACCCUCUCCCCGCAACCAUGCAACAAACAAGAGAAAGUACAUCUUUUUAGACCCUCUGUACCACUAUGCACAGUGUGUGUAUAUAAGUGUAGAUAAAUUUAUGUUAUAGUAUAUCAGGGGUUACCUAUUUUCAUUGGUAUGCCUGCCAAUACCCAUUAAGGCUUUUUUGUAAUUUAAAUUCAGUGUAGCAACUUGUAAAAUAGUGUGCAACAGUGAACAUGUUUGGAGAAAUGUGAUCUACUAUGGUGUGGGUUAGAGGGUUUUGUGUGUGCUCUAAAGACGCACGUCUUAAGCUUUUGGAACAUGCUACCACAGUGUCAGUCCAUGUCAUGGGAUGCUCUCUUCCUAAAAAGGACUGAUGGGCGAUUGCGAAGGAGGAACCCAUUGCGCCCCCUCGUCCUUUGACAGCCUGCACUGCACUGCAUUUAAUGAAAAGUCGUCAUUUCUUUUGUAAGGAAUGCAAAUGUUUUCUAUCAAGAUCAAGUGAUUAGGAGCACAACAUUUCACCUGGGUGAGCAAUACUGGACAAGCUGACACUGAAAAGAGUCCGUCCAUGAGUAGCAGUCUUCUCAAAAUUCAGCGUUAUUUAUUUUUGAGCCUACUGAAAUUCAAGUACACUUGUUGAAUGGAAAACAGAGUCUGUAAAGCUGUAACUAAUUGUUAAGUGUGUGUAGCUUAAUAAUUAGAAAAGUGUAUAGUUAUUAAUGUCAGGAUUUAUAUCUGUGUGUUGGAAUUAUGUUAGACUGGAGCAUGAAGUUCAAGGUAGUACAGGAUAACUCAAAAAAGGAAUAGAAAUCUUUUGCUGAGUUUGCCCAUGUACUGAUAUCUAUUUAUAGAGUGCAUCUGAUGCCUCUGUGCAAACCAGACCAUUUUUCAGAUCUCCUGUUACGUUAAUCUGUAUAUCAGAUCUAGGAAGGCAAACAAAAUAGUUUAUAUGCGGUAACAUUAAACAACUUUACGGGAUUUCAUAAACUGGAGUAGGACUGAGCUUGUAACUGAAAGGAAGAUGGAACAGGCAGUUCUCAAGUUUCUGCAAAUGUACAAUUGAGACCCUACCAGGUCAUGUAUUAGUUGUUUUAAGGACUUUGAUUCAGGGCUAUAAUGUUAAAGCAUUCAAGGUUGGUUGUAGAGUGAAUUCUAAAAUAAUCAAAGAAGUCGUCUGAGAGAGCAAAGCAGUGCUUGCAACCCUGAUGCCUGCUAAACUGAAAUGAACACCCAGGAGCAUAAAGUAGUGGAGGGUCUGUACUAUUAAAUUACUCUUUAUGAGCCUUAAGUAAACCUUUAUGUCAGGAGUGCUUAAGUGCUGCCUUGUCCAUAUUAAGUAAACGUCCUGGAAGUUCACCCCCCUGAAAGAAUGGGCUGAACGGAUGAUGAGGAAAUACAUGCUGCUGUGUGGUUUAGUGCUUAACUCGGAGGAACUUGAGAGCGAGAGUGCGUACAGUGCGUGAUCAUGCUAUCAACACUUCCUGAACGGAGGCUGCAGUAGGAGGAAAAAAUACUUGCCAAACCAUGUUUCUUCCUACUUCUGUGGUGUUUGUUCGUCAGACACCACAGAACAAGUGCAGGAUCUCGUCCGACAUGUUCGCCAUUUCCUGAGAGAAGAAGCGCCGGUAUUCCUGAAAUCCCGCCACACUUGUCCUUUUGGAAAGCCUUUUAAAAAUAUUUAUUCUAUCAAUGGUUUUAUUCCCCCCCACCUGUAAACAGUAGUCUGGGUUAUGACCCACCUCUGAAGAAAUUUAUCCCUGAAGUGGUGGCCCACAAUGACACUGCAGACCGGUGGUAUCAAUUGUGUAACAUUGUGCAGUUUCAAAAAAUCUACUGAACGAGACGGAUUAAGCCUGUUGAUGAAACUAAAUGUCAACCAAGACAUUUUUGUUUUUAGGUUUUCUGAGCCUUUUGUGUCUGUACUGUUAGGGACUGUGUUUUGUAAGUCGAUCCAUUCAGGAUCUAUACACGUGGAUUCUUACUAUGGCUGGAAAUAGCACUAAAAACUACUACUAAGUUAUUUCUUUAUUAUUUUUCCUGAGAAAACUUGAUUAGCAUUAUUUAUUAGAUUUUUUGGUUCAGGGUUUACUAGGGUGUGAUAAGUAUUAUUUGUAUUCACAAUAUUGAAGCACACUGAUUAGUCUUCUUGUUUCUAACAUUAAAGGAGAUGUUUAGCUUGCGCUCUUAAUUGAGUAAUGAAUCAUGAGCUCAGCUUUUUAAGAGAACAGAUGUUUGAAGGACUGUUGAUUCCCCAUCAUGGUGGUACUUUUUAAAUGGUACAGGGGCAGAGAUCUCAUUUGUCUUUGUAAAUGCCUUUACUGUACUGUGAAUUGGGUCUUUCAGUGCGUUGUCAUGUGAAAAAGAACAACAAUCUUAAAGGAAAUAUUUUAAGAUUUGCCACACAGGAAACAAAGAAGCACUUGUUUUUGGCAUGCAUAUAUCCUUUAUCUGAAUUUAGUUUCAACACUCACAAUAUGUAGGCUGCUAUUUCUAACUACAUGUAUAUUUAAGGUAUAUGAAUAUUCUUUUUUAUUUAUAUGGUGAUUUAGUUUCCCAAUAUUGAACACAUGUUGGGAGUAUGAAUAUCUAACAAUGGUUGUCAUCUCUGUAAACUAACAUUCAUUUCUUCUCUAGUGUUUGAUAAUUAUAUUCAUAAACAUGAACAGACCCCCCCAUCCCCCCUGCAGCCUUUGCCUCUCUCAAAAACAAUACAGGGAAUAUUGCAAUGGCUGCCACCUCCGCAAAGGAAAUGGUCAUAAAAAGGCACAUGUGAAACUGACAUACCCUGGUCUGGUGCAGAAUGUCUAUAGAAAACACACAAAACAUGUAUUGUCCUCUUACCCCAGGUAUUUCUCAAGGGAUCAUUGUCUGUCCUUUUUCUUUGCUGAGGGAAAACUCCUUGAGCCUUGCACUUUUUUGUAUUAAAUUAACCCUUUGGAAUGCGAGAAAUGUAUUUAUAAAAAGGAGAGCUGGAGGACCGUAAACAGGUGUAUUGUGUUUAAGGAGCAUCAAAGGACACGCUUCUACUCCCAGCAUGCAUGAGUGCUUCAUUGUGCUCUUUACAAGGAGAGGAUUGCACAUUUAUAGACGCGAAGUCGCACUUUGAACAUUAGGAACUCUUUGAAUGUUGGACAUCAGCAAAUCUCGGAGGGACGCAGAUUUCUUUUUUCUUUUUGCAUUUCGGUUCAUUUUUUUUUUUUUUUUAAAAUGCAUUUUAACACCUGGAAGACGUCAGGGUAGACUCAACCAACUUUUCAGUGAGGUGCUCUCUGUAAAACUGGCAUUUGAGGACAUUGUGUUUUUUAAGUUCAAAUCAGAUCUACACAGAAUAAACAUCCAUUAAAAAGAUUAUCUUUCUAGUUUGUGCACAACUGGAGAAUGCUCUCUUAAAGAAGAAAUGGUGCCUUGGAGCAAACCCUCA